Perca flavescens (yellow perch) is the source of this 929-nucleotide messenger RNA. RefSeq names its product C-type lectin domain family 4 member E. The transcript has 8 exons. NCBI's taxonomy places the organism in Eukaryota, Metazoa, Chordata, Actinopteri, Perciformes, Percidae. The coding region runs from base 192 to 929 and encodes 245 amino acids. The record is from RefSeq and is a predicted model, not a curated record.
ACUGCUCCACUUUACAAGCAACGUAAAUAACAAACUCAAGUAAAUUGCAAUGAGACUGCGCGGGUGAGUGGGAAGUGUUUUAACGAGGUGGCAGGCUGAAAUGACGACAUGUCUUCAGGGGAGGACUUUGUGUGAUCUCAUGGUCAGAGUCCAACCAGCGAUUCAGAGAGCUUCUGAUUCUUGAUGACGUAAUGGAGGCUCAGUAUCACCGGUUUGCAUCGUCUGAUAACAGCUCUGUCCAGGAAGAGCACAAAACGACUGCCCAAACGGUGUCUGCAGGUCUGAGGAGGAUAGUGGUGUAUGUCCUGUAUGGUGUGCUGCUGCUGCUGCUGUUAAUUCUGCUGAUGGUCACUGGGAUAAGAUUCUCCCAGUUAAACAAGGGAAUCACUGACGUCAAACUAAGCCUUGAGAGGAUCAGCAGUGGAGGGACAACUUCAUCGUCCAGUUCAGGUCAGGAAAUGGUUUCAGGUGCAACAACUAUGCAGGAGGUCGUCUUACAGAAACUUGUCCCAGUUCAAGGAACGUGCAGGGAAGGAUGGGAGUCUUUCCAGAGGAGCUGCUACCUGCUAUCCCUCACUGCCGUGACCUGGAGCAAAGCAGAGGAGCGGUGCCGAACACACGGAGCACACCUGGUGGUUCUGAACAACGCGGAGGAACUGGACUACAUUUCCAAAGUAGUUGAAAUCAGAUAUAACUAUUGGAUUGGACUCGUGGAGCGAGAACACGAGGGACACUGGAGCUGGGUGGAUGGAACGGACUUCAAUUCCACCCCAACUUUCUGGGAUAAGGGUCAGCCUGACAACUGGGACUACAGAGAGAACGGAGAGGACUGUGGGCAGAUUCACAGUUCUGCGAUACGCAAACGCAAGAUGUGGAAUGACGCAGACUGCAACCUGCCGUAUCCAUACAUCUGUGAAACCAAGGCGUGA